UGAAGAACCACACUCCAUACCAGUUGGUGGCGGUAAUGCACAUCUUCAAGUUAUUUGCCAACUGCCAAAAAACAACACAGAAGAAGAAGAAGAAACCCGGAAGUUUUCUGUUAGGCCAGAGCGCUGCAGCUAACCUUCGGACUUUCAGCUGCAGGAGUUUGUAUCCAUCUCUGGAUGUUGAAAGUCCGGGCUCUGCUUGGGAUUGGCUUCCUGGUGACCUCGCGGGCUGUGGUGUCUCUCACUCAGACGGGGACAUGCUCUGCUGCAGCUGACCACCACAACAAGAAUCGUUUCAGCAGCCGAGCAGGGUCCACGAUGGCCCACACCGUCAGAUAUCUCGGGCAGGAGGAGGCCCAGAAGAUCGACGAGGAGCUCUUCAGUGAGUACGGCUUCAGUGUGGAUCAGCUGAUGGAGCUGGCUGGACUCAGCUGUGCCACAGCCGUCACACGGGCGUAUCAGCUCUCGUCUCUGGUCAAAGCCAGACCUUCUCUGCUGGUGAUCUGUGGACCAGGAAACAACGGUGGUGAUGGGCUGGUCUGUGCUCGACACCUUAAGAUGUUUGGUUACGAGCCCACUAUCCUGUACCUGAAGAGACCCAACAAACCGCUGUUCCAGGGUCUGACCACGCAGUGUGAGAAAAUGGACAUCCCCUUCCUGACGGAGAUGCCUGAGGCUAAGGUGAUCGAUGAAGCUUACAACCUGGUCAUCGACGCCAUCUUUGGCUUCAGCUUUAAGGGAGCUGUGCGGGAACCUUUUGGUUCCAUCCUGGAUGUUCUGAAGAAGACCACCAUUCCCAUCGCCAGCAUCGACAUCCCAUCAGGUUGGGAUGUGGAGCAGGGCAGCGCCGACGGUCUCCAGCCCGACAUGCUCAUCUCUCUGACCGCUCCGAAGAAAUCCGCCUCCUUAUUCCGAGGACGUUACCACUUCCUGGGAGGACGCUUUGUCCCGACUGCCUUGGAGAAGAAGUACCAGCUUCGCCUGCCUCCGUACCCUGGCACAGACUGCGUUUUACAGCUCUGAGAGCAAAACAACGCGUCUUACAGCAGCUUAUCUGCUUUGUUUCUGAAAAUACUGUGAAAAACUCCUUAUCCAGUCCUCAUGUUGGGUUGUUUUCCUUCCUGUCAUCUUUUUAAAGUCCUCUAGAUCAGCACAUCUCCAGUUUGCCUGAAGGUCUUUCAGAGUUUUCCUUUCAACUUUGGUUGCUUUUUCACUCAGAUUCUGGCUCACUUCUUAUUGCUGUGGAAAAUAAAGCUUGUCUGAAUGCUU
This is a messenger RNA of Girardinichthys multiradiatus, 1266 nucleotides long. It is a transcript of the gene naxe, whose product is annotated as NAD(P)HX epimerase. NCBI's taxonomy places the organism in Eukaryota, Metazoa, Chordata, Actinopteri, Cyprinodontiformes, Goodeidae. The coding region runs from base 175 to 1020 and encodes 281 amino acids. The record is from RefSeq and is a predicted model, not a curated record. Gene Ontology annotation, cellular component: mitochondrion. Gene Ontology annotation, molecular function: NAD(P)HX epimerase activity. The transcript has 7 exons.